AAAUAUUUGAAUUCACUUGAACAUGGUCAUGGUAUCACUAUGUGAUUAUAUUAUGUGAGGUUACUGUUGACAGGCAAUCUGGGAAAAGCCACAGGAAGCCCCCGCCCUUCUCCCCCACCUCUACAUUUUCUAUGUGAAGCCACUCCUCACUGAGGAUGAAGUAACCGAAACAAGCUGCUUUCGUAACAGCACAGAGGCUCAGGCUGAGUUGUAGUAGGACAGCUCACACUGCCCUAAUUGUUUUUCUAAAUUCUACAUUUCACAAUAGAACAUGAAGCUGUUUAGCAAACUUGAAAUUUCCCAUGCCUUUCAUAACGGCAGCUCAGAGGAAAAGUCAUUCAGAAGAAGAAGAGAGACGGGACACACCAAACCACACUCCACAAAGAAAACGACAGCACUUCUUUUCAGGAAACUGAGGUGAAUAAUUCAGUUCACUCUAAAGAUGUCGGACACUGCUGCUUUGGCCUCUAAAACGGGGAAUGACCACAUCUUUGUGACCCAAGUGAGCUCCCCACCAACAUCAACUGAACUUGGGCAAAUUGUCUCCACUGGGGGUUCACUUCAGAAAUUUCUGAAAGGGGAACCAAAAGCAUUAGGAACUGUUCAAAUAAUGAUCGGUUUGUUCACACUCUUGCUCGGUAUCUUGAUAACCUUCUUUUUUCCUGCCUUCACUGUCUUCAGUGGAAUUGUAUUUUGGGGUGCUUUCAUGUACAUCAUCACUGGCUCUCUGGCUGUUUCAGCAAGUAACAAGCUUCAUCACUGUGUGGUGAUGGGUGCUCUGGUGAUGAAUGUGAUAAGCACCAUAACUGCAGGAAUAGCCAUCGUCCUGCUUUCGAUGGAUAUGAUAUUUCUUUGCAACUAUCGUUUGAAUAAUUGCUACUCUGAGGGCCUGAUCGUUGGAGUUCUCGCAGUGCUGAUCAUUUUUUCCAUCGUGCAGUUCACCAUCUCCAUCUGUGUCUCAGCCUUUGCCAGUAAAGCCAUCUGUAGCGCUGAACCUUCUGUGAACAUCACUUUGGUUCCAAACCAAGCAGGAUGUCCUGAUUACCCCAGUAAACAGCCCUUUGCCAACCAGCAGUGACCACCAUGAACAGUCCACCAAUGGAAAGUCCUCCAGAGUACACCAAGAUAAAAGGCUAAUUAACUGAGACUGAAAAAUCUCCAGAAUAAACACCACAAUAACGUUACAUAUGGACUGCAACUGUAGAACUAUACAGUCAUAUACAGACGGACUGCUCUGAUGCAAAGAUAUUUUAAUAGUGUGACGAAAAUAUCUAUUUUUUUAAAUAAAAAAAAAUCCACUAUGCAUGUUUGGACAAACUAUUGUUUGUUUUUAUAGUCAUUGUUUUUUUUUUGUUUGUUUGUUU
Colossoma macropomum (tambaqui) is the source of this 1364-nucleotide messenger RNA. RefSeq names its product membrane-spanning 4-domains subfamily A member 4A-like. Gene Ontology annotation, cellular component: membrane. The transcript is spliced from 8 exons. The record is from RefSeq and is a predicted model, not a curated record. NCBI's taxonomy places the organism in Eukaryota, Metazoa, Chordata, Actinopteri, Characiformes, Serrasalmidae. The coding region runs from base 443 to 1078 and encodes 211 amino acids.